Hydatigera taeniaeformis is the source of this 504-nucleotide messenger RNA. NCBI's taxonomy places the organism in Eukaryota, Metazoa, Platyhelminthes, Cestoda, Cyclophyllidea, Taeniidae. The record is from the annotation of a GenBank genome assembly.
CAAUUCAAAUCACUUCAGGAGAAGACGGAUGGGCCGAAUACGGCCACGAAGAAGGUAAGGGCUUUGCGCUUGUCGGAUCCUUUUCUGGCCGUGGAAAAAGCCAUCAGAUCCAACAUUUCAGAAGUGAUGGAUAAACUCACCUAUUUACUGGCUGACCGAAUUGCCAGAAUUAUGCAGUCCUGGAAACCGCAACCACCGACUCCCACCGAUGAAAUGCGAUCGGUUUUCAAGUGCAUAUCCAAACUCACCGAUUCCACUAGUGACAUACUGUCGUCUGAAAUGCUCACUAAUCUACUGCUUCGUGUUCACGCUGAAAUAAAAGCCUCUCUACGGAGUCGGUUGACGGAUCUUGCAUUGUUUCCUGACGGCGGUCCAAAGCAGGGUUUGGUUAACUCGGAGUUAGUUAUCUACAUGAAGUUUUUGUGCGCUCUGACACCAACUUUGGCGCAAUUUACGGACGAGUGUGAUGACAUUUGGCCAUCUCGGAUAGCGGAAGAAAAUUGA